Perca flavescens (yellow perch) is the source of this 3411-nucleotide messenger RNA. Its product is annotated as adenylate cyclase type 1. The record is from RefSeq and is a predicted model, not a curated record. Gene Ontology annotation, cellular component: plasma membrane. The transcript is spliced from 20 exons. Gene Ontology annotation, biological process: cAMP biosynthetic process; adenylate cyclase-activating G protein-coupled receptor signaling pathway; intracellular signal transduction. Bases 1 to 3411 code for a protein of 1136 amino acids. Lineage: Eukaryota; Metazoa; Chordata; Actinopteri; Perciformes; Percidae. Gene Ontology annotation, molecular function: adenylate cyclase activity.
AUGAAUGGCCCUGACAUGGAGGAAAUACCGUUUCAGAAAGUCAAAACCAGGCGGAAGAGAAGUCACUGUCCAAAGGGCGUCCCUUUGACCACCAUCGCAUGUGAGGACGAGUUCGACUGCAAGGAGCUCGAGUCCCUCUUCCAGAACUAUAACCUGAAGCUGGAGCAGACGUCCACUCUCAAAGCCCUGGCCGUCCUCAUCUUCAUGUCCUCGACACUGGCGGUGGUGGAGUUGCUGUCCGGCCCCAGCCUCACCAUCUCCAAAGGGUCCCAUCCGGUCCACUGUGUCAUCUUCGUCUCCCUGUUCAUCGUAACCAAUGUCAAGUACCUGCAAGUGACUCAGCUACAACAGAUUGUUAACCUGACGCUACUCUUCGGCUUCACGUUCUCUUUCCUCUGCUGUCCCUUCUCGCUGGGUGCGAUGGGGAUGGAGCCCCCGACGUCCCCGGAGCAAGGCGUGUGGCAGCUCAUCCUGGUCACCUUCGUCGCCUAUGCGCUCCUACCUGUGCGGACACUUUUGGCGGUUGUGCUUGGAAUAAUGGUCUCCAUCUCGCAUUUGAUUGUGACUGCCACUUCUGUCACAGCGAAAACACAGCAACUGUGGAGAACGUUGGUUGCCAACACAGUGCUGUUCACCAGUGUCAACCUGUCAGGGCUGUUUGUGCGCAUCCUGACAGAACGAGCCCAGAGGAAGGCCUUCCUGCAGGCUCGCAACUGCAUCGAAGAGAGACUCCGCAUGGAGGAUGAGAAUGAGAAACAGGAGCGCCUGCUAAUGAGUCUGUUGCCCAGGAACGUAGCUAUGGAGAUGAAAGAGGAUUUCCUGAAGCCCCCAGAAAGGAUCUUUCACAAAAUCUACAUCCAGCGCCAUGACAAUGUCAGCAUCCUGUUUGCAGAUAUAGUCGGUUUCACCAGCCUGGCUUCCCAGUGCACAGCCCAGGAACUGGUUAAACUGCUAAAUGAGCUGUUUGGAAAGUUUGAUGAGCUUGCCACGGAGAACCACUGUCGCAGGAUCAAGAUCCUGGGGGAUUGUUACUACUGUGUGUCUGGACUGACCCAACCCAAGACUGACCACGCCCACUGCUGUGUAGAGAUGGGUCUCGACAUGAUUGACACCAUAACGUCGGUAGCGGAGGCCACAGAAGUCAACCUAAACAUGCGUGUGGGCUUGCAUACAGGUCGGGUGCUGUGUGGAGUGCUCGGCCUCAGGAAAUGGCAAUAUGAUGUGUGGUCCAAUGAUGUGACCCUAGCCAAUGUGAUGGAGGCUGGAGGACUACCUGGGAAAGUCCACAUCACCAAAUCUACGCUGGAGUGCCUAAAUGGAGAUUAUGAGGUGGAGCCUGGAAACGGCCACGAAAGGAACGCCUUCCUCCUAAAAAAUGAAAUUGAAACCUUCUUUAUAGUGCCAUCUCACCGACGGAAGAUAUUCCCAGGAUUGAUUCUUUCGGAUAUAAAGCCAGCCAAAAAGAUGAAGUUCAAAACUGUGUGCUACUUACUUGUGCAGCUUAUGCACUGCAGGAAGAUGUUCAAGGCUGAGAUUCCCUUCUCCAAUGUCAUGAACUGCGAGGACGGUGAUAAGCGGAGGGCCAUGCGGACGGCUCCACAGAAGCUGAGGAAUCGUUCCAACACAAACCAGGCUAACGUGGUCCAGAGCAGCCCCAGAACCCGGGUUAACCGUUACAUCGGUCGACUAAUCGAGGCCCGCCAGACCGAGUCAGACACAGCAGACCUCAAUUUCCUCACACUUAUGUAUAAGUGCUCUGAGCGCGAGAAGAGGUACCACCAGGUUCCUGAUGAGUACUUCACCAGUGCAGUGGUCCUCUCUCUGAUCCUAGCUGCCUUGUUUGGCCUUGUCUAUCUUCUCAUCAUACCACAGGGCACAGUGGUUCUUGUCCUUCUCGUCUUCUGCAUCUGUUUCCUAGUAGCCUGUAUCAUGUACCUGCAUAUCACUAGAGUGCAGUGUUUUCCAGGGUGCCUGACCAUUCAGAUUCGCACUGCUCUCUGUAUUCUCAUAGUGCUCUUAAUCUACGCCGUGGCCCAGACCUGUGUGGUGGGCUGUAUGCCCUGGUUGUGGGGUAGUGCCAACACCAACACCAACAGCUCCAUCGUCAUCAUUGAUAUGGACAGCGGCGCCAACCACACCAUGGCGGAGCUGCCUUGUGACGGUGCCGGCUAUGCCUUUCUGUCCUGUGUGUUGUGCACACUCACCCUGGCACUUUUCCUGCGGGUCUUCUGGCUGCCUAAGAUGGUGCUAAUGUUCCUACUGGGGGUGCUGUAUGUCACUGUGUUGGAACUCAGUGGCUUUCGCAAGACUGCAGGUGGGGGGUCUUUCCACAUCCGAGGCUAUGAGCCCAUCCUGUCUCUGUUGCUCUUUGUCAGUGCCCUGGCCCUCCACUCCAGGCAACUUGACCUCAAGCUACGCUUGGACUUCUUAUGGGCUGUGCAGGCGGAAGAGGAUAGAGAUGGCAUGGAGAAAGUGAAGCUGGACAACAGGAGGAUUCUCUUCAAUCUUCUGCCCGCGCACGUGGCUCAACACUUCCUAUUGUCGAACCCAAGGAACAUGGAUCUCUACUAUCAGUCCUACGCACAAGUUGGUGUCCUGUUUGCCUCAAUCCCAAACUUCAAUGAUUUCUACAUUGAGCUGGAUGGCAACAACAUGGGAGUGGAGUGCCUGAGAUUACUGAAUGAGAUCAUCGCUGAUUUUGAUGAGCUCAUGGAUAAGGAGUGCUACAAAGACAUAGAGAAAAUCAAAACCAUUGGCAGUACAUAUAUGGCAGCUGUGGGCCUCGUCCCCACCGUUGGUACAAAGGCCAAGCAAUCUGUUUACGACCAUCUGAGCACAAUAGCAGACUACGCCAUUGAGAUGUUUGACGUUUUGGAUGAAAUCAACUAUCAGUCAUACAAUGAGUUUGUGUUGAGAGUGGGUAUCAAUGUGGGUCCAGUAGUUGCGGGGGUGAUUGGGGCGCGGCGACCUCAGUAUGACAUCUGGGGGAACACAGUCAAUGUGGCCAGCAGGAUGGACAGCACGGGAGUACCGGGAAAGAUACAGGUGACCGAAGACGUCUAUCGCCUGCUGAGUACCAACUACGACCUGGUAUGCCGGGGCAAAGUCAGUGUCAAGGGUAAAGGUGAGAUGCUGACCUACUUCCUGGAAGGCAAGGUUCAGGGUGUGGGCACCAUAAUCACUUCUUCAGUGGUGCGUUCCGCCAGCCUGGCGCGCCGAAUCCACUCCUGUGGCAAGACAAGCGUCCCGACCAAUCUGGGCAGCAACAUGCAGAUGAACACUGCCAACAGCAGCAACAGCCAAGUGACAUGUCUGCCCUCAUCCUGCCUGCCUUCAGUGAGUAAAGAGGAUGAGGAGGCCAUAGAGGUGACACAGAUUGAGAUUGAGGCUGUGGCAGAUGUGGCAGUGUAG